AUGUGGGAAGGAGCUACGGGAAGGAGCAUGGGACACAACCACCUCCCCCCUCAUGAUGUGCAUCGACAGCAAUUGAGGCACUUCUGCUACCAGGAGGCCGAGGGUCCCCGAGAGGUUUGUAGCCAACUCCACCAUCUUUGCCACCAGUGGCUGAAGCCAAAAAGGCGCAGCAAGAAGGAGAUGCUGGACCUGGUGAUCCUGGAGCAGUUCCUAGCCGUCCUUCCUCCGGAGAUGCAGACCUGGGUGCAGGAGAGGAUGGCGCAGGACUCUUAUCACAGAGCAGCUUUUCCGGGUGAUACCAUAAAACCAAUGAUACCUUCUUUGCCAUCUCUUUCUGAUGGAGAAAAAGCGGCUUCUGUGCAGCCAGAUCAGAAGGACUUCUGCUUCUCCAACCUGAUUCCAUGUCCCAAGUGGAAGAAGCAGGAGAUCCACUUGUCCAAGACGCAGAAGAAACAGAGAGAUCAGCAGGUAUCUGCCUACUUGUGUGGUGGAAGCGGUGGGGAGAAACCUUAUAAAUGCUUACAGUGUGGAAAGAGCUUUCUUCAGAGUUCAUAUCUUACUGUCCAUCAGCGUAUCCACACUGGUGAGAAACCUUAUAAAUGCUUGCAGUGUGGAAAGAGCUUUGUUCGGAGUUGCUAUCUUACUGUCCAUCAGCGUAUCCACACGGGGGAGAAACCUUAUAAAUGUUUGCAGUGUGGAAAGAGCUGUUCUUCAAGUUCAGAGCUUACUGUCCAUCAGCGUAUCCACACGGGGGAGAAACCUUAUAAAUGCUUGGAGUGUGGAAAGAGCUUUGCUCAAAAUGGACACCUUACUAGACAUCAGCGUAUCCACACAGGGGAGAAACCUUAUAAAUGCUUGCAGUGUGGAAAGAGCUUUGCUUGGUGUUCAGAGCUUACUAUCCACCAGCGUAUCCACACUGGUGAGAAACCUUAUAAAUGCUUGCAGUGUGGAAAGAGCUUUGCUGAGAAUGCAAAGCUUACUGCCCAUCAGCGUAUCCACACGGGGGAGAAACCUUUUAAAUGCUUACAGUGUGAAAAGAGCUUUGUUCAGAAUUCACAUCUUAUUGUCCAUCAGCGUAUCCACACGGGGGAGAAACCUUAUAAUUGCUUGGAGUGUGGAAAGAGCUUUGCUCAGGGAGGACACCUUACUAUUCAUCAGCGUAUCCACACUGUGGAGAAACCUUAUAUAUGCUUGCAGUGA
Euleptes europaea (tarantolino) is the source of this 1200-nucleotide messenger RNA. Its product is annotated as zinc finger protein 664-like. Gene Ontology annotation, molecular function: DNA-binding transcription repressor activity, RNA polymerase II-specific. NCBI's taxonomy places the organism in Eukaryota, Metazoa, Chordata, Lepidosauria, Squamata, Sphaerodactylidae. The record is from RefSeq and is a predicted model, not a curated record. The coding region runs from base 1 to 1200 and encodes 399 amino acids. Gene Ontology annotation, biological process: negative regulation of transcription by RNA polymerase II. The transcript has 6 exons.